Molecule: messenger RNA, 1107 nt
Organism: Argentina anserina (silverweed cinquefoil)
Lineage: Eukaryota; Viridiplantae; Streptophyta; Magnoliopsida; Rosales; Rosaceae
Exons: 7
Coding region: 96-917 (273 amino acids)
Biological process (GO): rRNA base methylation
Cellular component (GO): nucleolus; small-subunit processome
Molecular function (GO): rRNA binding; rRNA (pseudouridine) methyltransferase activity
Source: RefSeq, a predicted model, not a curated record
AAUAUCUUUUUGAGCAUUUUGGGUCUCUCUCUAGCCGAACCACCAAAGCGUCUCUACCUUUGCGUCACUGUGAAUCUGUGAGCACCCACCCAAAAAUGGUGAGGCCAUACGCAGCGAAGGGGAAGAAGCGAAAGACGAGGGAUGAGAAGUACGACAGAGAUGAAGAAGAAUUAGCAGAACAAGUAGAAGUAGAGGAGCCCAAGGGGGUUGACGAAAAUGGAACACAAGAUAAACAGUUUGAACUUGAAGGCAUUCCAAUUGCCCCAACUGAGCCGAACCCGAAAAGCGGGCCUGGGGUCAUCUUUAUACUCGAGAAAGCUUCUUUGGAAAUCGGCAAAGUCGGAAAGACUGAGCAGCUAUUGAAUUCUGAUGAUCACGCGAGUUUCUUGAAGAAGAAGGGGAAAAACCCUGCUCAUUAUAGGCCUGAUAUUCUUCAUCAGGCUCUCCUUAUGGUUUUAGAUAGCCCAAUUAAUAAAGCUGGCAGGUUGCGAUGUGUAUAUGUGAAGACCGAGGACGGUAAACUCAUUGAGAUUAAACCAUUUGUUCGUAUCCCAAGGACAUUUAAGCGGUUCUCUGGUGUCAUGUUGCAGCUGCUACAGAAGUUGAGUAUAUCUGCCGUCGGUAAGCGUGAGAAACUUAUGCGUAUGGUCAAGAACCCUGUGACAGAGUAUUUACCUGUUAACUCCCGAAAAGUGGGACUCUCGUACAGUUCAGAGAAAUUAGUUAGCAUUCAAAAUUAUGUUGCUGCUGCUGACAACAAUACAGACCUUGUUUUUGUGGUCGGCGCAAUGGCUCAUGGCAAAGUUGAGUCGGACUAUACUGAGGAUUUUGUAUCAAUUUGUAGUUAUCCACUGAGUGCUGCGUACUGUAUCACAAUGAUUUGCCAGGCAUUGGCGGGGAAGUGGAACAUUUUGUGAUCAUUUCUACUGAUUUUAGUCAAAAUCAAUGAUAUUAAUGUCUCUGUAAAACGUCCUCUGAAAAAAUAUAGAAUGAUGUAUUCUCAGGAUACUCAAUAGCUUUUGUUUCAGAUAAUGUAUGGGGGAUCUUAUCUAUUAUUUGUCAAAAUUGUUUGUGGUACACAACUUUUACAAUAUACUCGUUAUUUCC